AUGGGGGUCUCUUCUCAGACCACCCCUUUAUAUUGCCCCUCUUGUUCCCGCCACUUCCGUGCUGCUCUCUCUUCAUUGUCCCUGUUGGCUCCUUCUCAAUCACCACACCCCAGGUGUGUGCGCAGUUGGUUUCAUGGGAUUAAGUUUGAAGCGUUUGUUAUGUUUAUGGAUGGUUCUAGUAUUGCCAAGGUUAAAUAUGCAAAGCUGGCAACUGCAUAUUAUCAUGGGAUUAGCUAUAUAAGAAAAAUCCAGUCAAUCCUGAUUGCCAACAAUAUCCUUCAACAUAGUGCAUUGUCUUUCAGAAAAGGUCCAUCCUGUCUAAAGAGAUCACCUUUUGGGCUGAAUAAACGUAAGGAUGUGGAGUAUAGCCAUAAAUCUCCUGUAUAUAUUUCAGUUAAGAAAUUUUCGGACAUGUCAUAUGGCAUGUUGGAGGAAAGGAGAUAUGAAGAAGAGUUGGGUUCUUUACAUUCCUCUAAUAGUCAAGUUAAGAUUAUGGGUUUGGCUCAAUUUCCCACAACCCCUGCUAUACAAUGCUGGGUCGAGGAACGUAAUAAAUUAUGUAAAAGUAAAAAUGAAAUAUGCUCACUGAAUAAGUUCAGGGUUGCAUCUAAUGCAGUUACUUCCACAUGUUGGGAACAAACUGUUUCUAGCACUGUGGAGCACACUCAUGUGCAGCCGGAUCUAUAUGAACCUGCCUUGCCUUCUGGUAAACAUUCUAAAUUAAACAACUCAAAGGAGUUGACAGACACCAAAAGGGUGGACACCCAGUUAAAGUUACCUCCAUCAGAAAUCCCUAAGGAGAUAGUUGAUAGAGUUAAUGACAAUUGCAAUUUGGAUACAACUACAAAGGAUGCAACUAAUGCAACAUCUGUUAAAAAGGCAUGUAGUUUUGAACAAGCAAAACUCCGAGGCAGGCUUUGUAGUAUAUAUGAAGACAUAUUAGUUGUUAGUAAUAUUUCUCUUGCUGAGGAAGUUGCUAAGAUGCUUACAGUAAAUUACAGGCAUCUUGUUCAUGCGUGUGAUACCGAGGUGGCCAAGAUAGAUGUCAAACAAGAAACACCUGUAGAUCAUGGGGAGAUGAUAUGCUUCAGUAUUUAUUCGGGUCCAGAAGCUGAUUUUGGAGGUGGAAAGUCAUGUAUUUGGGUAGAUGUUCUUGAUGGUGGAGGGAAAGAGAUCUUAAAUAAGUUUGCUGAAUUUUUUCAAGAUUCAUCCAUUAAAAAGAGUGGAAUCACUUUGGAAGUGCAAACGCAGGUCUGGCAUAACUACAGUUUUGACUGUCAUGUUAUAGAAAACUAUGGAUUUAAGGUUUCUGGAUUUCAUGCUGAUACAAUGCACAUGGCACGGCUGUGGGAUUCAUCCAGGCGUUGGGUUGGUGGUUAUUCUCUUGAAGGACUUACAGGUGAUAAAGAGGUAAUGUCUAGGGCUAAGAUGGACCAUGAAAAGGAUUUGAUUGGUAAGGUAUCCAUGACAACUAUAUUUGGCCAGAAAAAGGUAAAGAUAGAUGGAUCUGAGGGUAAAAUGACCACCAUUGCUCCUGUUGAUGUGCUGCAAAGAGAUGAGCGAAUACCGUGGAUAUGUUACUCUGUCUUUGAUGCUAGAAGCACUCUAAAGCUUUAUGAGAGCCUGAAGAGUCAUCUUUCAGAUAUGCCUUGGAAUCUUGAUGGAGUACCUGUUUUUCACAAAAACAUGUAUGAUUUCUACCAGGAAUAUUUGCAGCCAUUUGGUAAACUUCUAGUCAAAAUGGAAUCUGAGGGAAUGCUAGUUGAUCGGUUAUAUCUCAAAGACAUAGAAAACAUGGCCAAAGCAGAGCAAGAGGCAGCUGUUAAUAGAUUCCGAAAAUGGGCAUCUAGAUAUUGUCCUGAUGCCAACUAUAUGAAUGUCGGAAGUGAUGCACAAUUGCGUGUACUGCUCUUUGGUGGUGCCAUGAACAGAAAAAAUCCUGAUGAGGCACUUCCAACUGAGCGGAUUUUCAAAGUUCCCAAUGUUGAUAAAGUGAUUGUAGAAGGCAAGAAGGUUCCCACAAAAUUUCGUGAUAUUAAGCUGAAUAGCAUUGGAUACAACCUGAAUGUUGAGAUGUACACACCAAGUGGUUGGCCCUCAGUUAGUGGUGAUGCUUUGAAAGUCCUGGCUGGCAAAGUCUCUGCUGAAUAUGACUUUGAUGAGGCUUGUCGUGAAGUGGAUCUUGAUGAGGAAGAUAGAAAUCCAUCUCAAAGUGAAGUUUUACCUGCAGAAGUAGAUAAAUCUGCUUAUGGAACAGCUUUUUCUCGUUUUCCAACAGAGGAAGAGGGGAGAGAGGCUUGUCAUGCCAUUGCUGCUUUAUGUGAAGUCUGUUCAAUCGAUUCUUUAAUCUCUAACUUCAUCGUUCCCCUGCAGGGGCGUAAUAUAUCAGGAGAGGAUCAUCGCAUUCAUUGUUCCAUAAAUAUUAACACAGAGACUGGACGCUUGUCAGCAAGAAGGCCAAAUCUGCAGAAUCAACCUGCAUUGGAAAAGGACCGGUACAAAAUCCGUCAAGCAUUCAUAGCUGCUCCAGGGAAUUCUCUUAUAGUUGCUGAUUAUGGACAGUUGGAACUUAGGAUUCUUGCACAUCUUGCUAAAUGUAAGAGCAUGUUGGAAGCCUUUGAAGCUGGUGGAGAUUUUCAUUCAAGAACUGCAAUGAAGAUGUACCCAUAUAUCCGUGAAGCAGUUGAGAGAAAGGAGGUGCUUCUUGAGUGGCAUCCUCAGCCUGGUGAAGACAAACCCCCAGUUCCUCUACUGAAGGAUGCCUUUGCUUCUGAAAGAAGGAAAGCCAAAAUGCUUAACUUCUCAAUUGCGUAUGGAAAGACUCCAGUUGGGCUAUCCAAGGAUUGGAAGGUUUCAGUGAAAGAGGCUAGGAGAACAGUUGACCUUUGGUACAAUGACAGAAAAGAAGUGCUGAAAUGGCAAGAAGAACGUAAAAAAGAAGCUUGUGAAUCCCAACGUGUUCACACAUUGUUAGGGCGAGCUCGGAGGUUUCCUAAGAUAGACCCAGAUCACAGCUACCAUAAAGGUCAUAUUGAGCGAGCUGCUAUUAAUACACCAGUCCAGGGUAGUGCAGCAGAUGUUACCAUGUGUGCCAUGUUACAAAUAUCCAAAAAUAAGAAGUUGAAAGAGCUUGGAUGGAAAUUACUUCUACAGGUUCAUGAUGAAGUCAUAUUGGAAGGACCAACAGAAUCAGCCGAGGUUGCAAAGGCCAUAGUUGUUGAGUGCAUGUCAAAACCUUUCAACGGCAGCAAUUUUCUUAAGGUCGGCCUCACCGUUGAAGCCAAGUGUGCUCAAAACUGGUAUGCCGCAAAAUAG
This is a messenger RNA of Sphenostylis stenocarpa, 3315 nucleotides long. The record is from the annotation of a GenBank genome assembly. Lineage: Eukaryota; Viridiplantae; Streptophyta; Magnoliopsida; Fabales; Fabaceae.